GUAUUUCUCUUCGCUCGUUCCGUCGUUCGCCCUGGGAACGAGAACGAAAACCACUAUUAAAACCAGACAGUGGAAGAAUGUCAGACAUGUUUUCAUGAAAAGUUUUUUGUGAUUUUUCACGAGAAAAUGGAAGUAGAUACGCACUCGGACUCUGGAGAGAACAACGAUGGAACGUUCUCGUUUGAAGACAGCGACAGAUUUGACGAAAUGUCUUUAUGUUCAUGGGUUUCAGACCCUGAAAGUAUUUGCGGUGACUGGCGCGGUUGGAAACGAAGUGUUGUGAACAGCGAUCCUUUCCCGUCGAAAAACAGCCAGCCAAACGUCGAAAGUUUAAUGGAACUUUGCUCUAAGGUCGUAGCCGUGUCUGUUUCGUUUGAAACUGUCGAGAAAUGCUGUCCAAAUUUACCAGAACAGUUGCAGUUGCGAAUUGCUUUUUGGUCUUUUCCACGAAGUGACGAUAAUAUACGCUUGUAUUCGUGUCUGGCGAACGGAUCUUCGGAGGAAUUUUCGAAAGGGGAGCAACUGUAUCGCGCCAAAGCUGUCGUACAACCGUUGCAAAUAGGUUUGUAUUGGGCUUGAAAAGGGUUAUAUAUGUUUUGUUUUUAAUAUGAAAGGUUAUAUAUGUUUUGCGGCAAAAGUAGGGGCAACUUUUAACCACUAAUAUUUACAAUUUUCAGGAUUUCAUUUGAAUGGUAGUGUCUUACCUUAUAACCAUGGAAUGGUAGUGGCGAAUACCAACGUCGAACAAGUGCGCUCGCAUAAACCUGCCGUGGUAUUUGACCGAGGUCAUGUGACGUCCUGCAUGUGUACUUGUAGUCCGUCAGCCGCAUGGUGUUGUCACAUUGUGGCUCUAUGUUUGCACAGAAUAUACCAAUCUCAGUCAGUAGGAUUGCGGCCGCCUGUUUCCGAGUCUCUAUCAAGGUUGCAGCGGAGUCAACUGCAGAAGUUUUCACAGUACUUGAUUACCGAGCUUCCUCAACAGGUAUAAGUAUGCUGGAUAUUGUUCUAUCAGUUCUAAACUGUUCUUCCCAGAGAUUCAUUAAGGAUCAUCUCUUAUUGAUCCAUCAUUACUACAGGAGGAAACCUAAACUAAACUAACUUUAUUUUUACUGGAUAGUUCUAUCAGUUCUAAACUGUUCUCCCUGAGGUCCAGUAAGGAUCAUCUCUUAUUGAUCCAGUGUUACUACAGGAGGAAAAUUAAACUAAACUAACUUUAUUUAUACUGGAUAGCUCUAUCACUUCUAAACUGUUCUUACGAUUGUAAUGUAUUUCAGUUGUUGCCUUAUGCUCAAAAACUCCUGGAUGAAUUGCUUCUGUCCAAUGAUUCGGAGAUCAACACUGUUGUAGGGGCACCAGGUAAAAUCAGCACAAUCUAAUGUCUUCUAAUUGUUGUCUGUGGCGGUCUGUAAAUUAUUUACAGCUGGUGACAUUGUGUCGUUAAAAUUCUAGAUCCAACGGCCGGCCCAUCUGCAGAGGAUAAGAACCAAUGGUGGAUGGAUGAGAAAGCUCUUCGUGAUAACGUUAGAAAGAUGUUGUCAAAAUUCUGUGGGCCUGGACCAUACGUUUUGGAAGAAGCAUAUAACUUGCAGUUUGCAUCAACAGCGCCACCCACUGCUGCCGAAUGGUGAGUCCACGAGUGGUUCUACUGGAAAAAAGCAUUGAAAUGUCAGUAUGUACAGCCAUUCUGGCCAGUUACAGCCAAAACGGAUGUUCCUUUGCGAGCAACAUUGCAAUAUUGUCCCACAAUAUUGCAAUUUUGAUAGGUAGAUUGCUCUGAGCAAUUUGCAACCGACACGAACAAAUUGCAAGUUGAAAUUCACGAAAGAUUUGUAAACAAAGCCUCUGAUUGGACUAUUAGCAAAAAGGAAGCCAAUCAAAUAGUCUGAGCAACUGGAUUGGCGCUUCCCUCUUUGUUAUAAUCCAAUCAGAGACUUUGUUUACAAAUCUUUUGUGAAUUUCAACUUGCAAUUUGUUUGCGGCAGUUGCAAAUUGCUCAGAGCAAAUAUCUGCCUAUCAAAAUUGCAAUAUCGUGGAACAUCAGGUUUGACUGUAAUUGCAUGCUGAACAUUUAUUUUUAGGGUUCUUCAUUUAUUGAACCUUGACCAAACAUUUUUAAUGAAUCAGAUUAUUGUUUAAAAUUGCUACCAUUGAUAAAAAAAUUAAUCCCUUUAGUGCCUCUUCCCUUGAUGAGUAAAAUUGUCUGGUGCUAGACAGAGUAAAAUAAUAAAGUAGGGCACAUUAGGGUGCAAUGCAACAAAUGGGUUAACUAGGAGCAUGGAGAUAGUUAGAUUAAUCCAUUGAGUGCCAGCAUUCAUCCCUUGAAGAGUCUGGCAUUAAACAGAGGAAAAUAAUAAAGUUGGGCUCAUUAGGGCACAGUGUGAGUGGUAGCACUCUCCCCCUGACGAGUAAAAUCGUCUGGCGUUAGACAGAGUAAAAUAAUAAAGUAGAGCACAUCUGGGCACUUAAAGGGUUAACAGGGUGCAUGGGCAGAUAGUCAGCAACACAAGCAUAACUGAUUGAAUAGACACAAUCCUCAAUGUGUUUGGUCUCAUGAUAUGAAUGUAGUUAUCUUUGAACCUUUCAGGUCAAAUCUCCUGAGACCGCUAACAACUCAUGACCCAGAAGGCAUGUGGAAUCUGCUGUCUAUUGUACGAGAGCUAUUUCAACACCGGGACCCGAAUGCUAUCGAGCUUUUGCAGCUGCUGACACAAGAGUGUUUGUCAUUUGAACAAAUUGUCAUCUGGUGGUUCAACAGUCGUAGCCAGAGAUCGGAAGAGGCCAUCAGUCGUUUAAAAAGAACAAUAACUACAAGAGUAAUAUUAAUACGGCAAGUACGGAGAUGACAAAGCACGCAUGUGCUAGUUUUUGUGAUGAGCUGGUCGUAUUGUGGCGCCUGGCAUGUUUGGAUCCAGUGUUGAGUAGUGCCGAAAGAAAGAGGUUGAAGGAAAGGCUGGAACAAUGCCAUAACAAGGCGAUAGAAAAAGCAAAAAAUGGUAAAUAUUUCUUAUGUUCCGGACAUCUGUUUCUGUAUCCUGUUUCAUAUUUUCUGUCUUCAUACAUCCUCUUAAUAUGUAAUGUGCUCCUUCCUCCCUUUCUAACUUUCAUCCCUUCAUUGCUUCUUCCCUUUGCCCCUCCCUUUCCCCACCCCUUCAUUUUCCUCUCAUCCCUCCCUUCUCCCCAUCCCUCCCUCCUCUCUCCUUUCUUUGCCUUCCUUUCUUCUUCCUCCCUUUCUUCUUCCUCCCUCUGCCCCCUGCCUUCCUACUCCUCUCCUUCCCUUUCUUCCUCUCUCCCCUCCCCUCUGCCUUCCUUCCUCCCUCUGUCCCCCACCUUCCUCCCUCUGUCCCCCACCUUCCUCCCUCUACCCCCUCCCUCCUUUCCCGUCUCCCUUCCCAUCUCCCUUCCAUCCUUCAUUCCUAAUUAAUAAUUUCUUCGUAUUACAGCACGUUAUAUGGGCAAGCACGUUUUCGCGUUUGGCCGAGCUAUUGAAAACUUUCCUGGCUUUAAAAUCGCAAUUGAAGCCUGCUCGAUAGACUGGUCUCUAAUCUUGCUUCCGUCAAUCCAGAACAGUCAAGAUCAAAUGUUGUCGCAAGAGAUCAGUGGUCAUACGUCAAAUGCCGAUGUUGAAACAAAACGCGUUGAAGAUCUCAAUGAAGAUAUCCACACGCUGUGCACCAGAGCUGAAGCACUGCAGGUAAUAAUCCUUACUGAACCUUUAGGAAGAAUAGUUUAGAACUGAUAGAGCUAUCCAGUAUAAAUAAAGUUAGUUUAGUUUAGGUUUCCUCCUGUAGUAACACUGGAUCAAUAAGAGAUGAUCCUUACUGGACCUUUAGGAAGAACAGUUUAGAACUGAUAGAGCUAUCCAGUACAAAUAAAGUUAGUUUAGUUUAAGUUUCCUCCUGUAGUAACACUGGAUCAAUAGGAGAUGAAUCUUACUGGACCUCUAGAGAGAACAGUUUACAGUAGAACUGAUAGAGCUAUCCAGUAUAAAUAAAGUUAGUUUAGUUUAAGUUUCCUCCUGUAGUAACGCUGGAUCAAUAAGAGAUGAUCCUUACUGGACCUCUAGAGAGAACAGUUUAGAACUGAUAGAGUUAUCCAGUAUAAAUAGAGUUAGUUUUGUUUAAGUUUCCUCCUGUAGUAACAAUCCUUACCAGACCUUUAGGGACGACAGUUUGGAACUGCUGGAGCUAUCCAGUAUAAAUAAAGUUAGUUUAGAUCAGAAAUUAUCUAUAUCCUCUAUCGUCUAGGUACAUGGUUACCCAGAAGGAAGUGAGAUCGCUGAACUGGUUGCAGAGAAGAUUCUUACUGAAGCUAGCCAAGUGCAGGAAGGUGCAGACAACGAGGAAAGACAUGCUGAAGAUGCAAGAUGUUUUAUCAAAACGUCAGUAGUACAAACUACGUUUUUGUGUAGUGUUUUAUGCCAGGAUUCUAGCAAGCAUCAUUUAGCUUUCAGGAUUGGACUCCAUGGGUUAGAAGUCCUCCGGAGACCUGCAAGAAGUAAAGCUUUAGAGGUUAGUGGUGAUCGUGAGUUGUACAUUAUACAGUGAGGAUGUAAUUGUAUUCACCUUCGGCCUAGAUCUGCACACGUAAAAAUCUCACAAUUUGUCAACAAGAUGUGUUCGCAACAAGCUUGUAGCAAGUUUGUCAACAAGUUGUAACAAUGCUGUUAUUUUAUCAAGUUGCUGCAAGGUUGUCACUCGCAACUUGUUGACAAGUUGUUGAAUUGCAGGACGAUAACAAGUCGUUGGAACAACUUGUAACAAGUCUGUUGAGCUCAACAACGUUGUAGCAAGCUGUCAACAAGCCGUUGACACGUUGUCAACAAGCUGGGAACAAGCAGUGCUAACACAUCCUGUUCACAAGUUGUUGGAACAACAUUUCUGCAAGUCUGCUGCAGAUUUGUUAUAACUUGUGCUUACUUACGUGUGCAGAUGUCAACUAAAACGUCUUCUUACUGUGUGUUUAGGUGAAAUUAGCCAACCAGGAAACUGAGCUGGUUGGCCUUUUGAACAAGUUACCACUUGGGCCAGCGGAGUUGGCCGUCGUGCGAGAGCGAGCCAAAUUAUUGUGUCAAGGGAAGCUGGAACGAGGCCAGGCUGUUCUACCUAUCAAAUUGGCGAUAUUCUUAUUUCAAGUUUUGACCAAGACCAGCGCGACAUCGGACGAGGAUAAGGAGUUGGGAUUUAAAACUGGACUCACCGCUUUAAGUAUGCCUAUAUUAAUGAUUUCCUCCUGUAGUUAAUGUGACGAGUUUUCAACUGAUUGACCUGAUCUGUAUAACAGCCUGUUGGACAGGUUAAUUUAGGUCUCCUGUAGUAACACUGGAUCAAUAAGAGAUGACUCUUACUGGACCUCCAGGAAGAACAGUUUACAACUGAUGGAGCUAUCUGGUACAAAUGAAGGUAGUUUAGUUUAGGUUUCCUCCUGCAGUAAUACUAGGUCUAACAAGAAAACAUUCCUCUUAGAUAUGAAGGCAGACAUUCUCGAGACAGAGUAUCCAAUGUUAUGCGAAGGAAUGAGACGUCAGCGUGGUGAACUUGCAGUGGCUUUGCUAGAUUACUCCAAAGACAACACGACUUACCUACAGCAAGUCAAGGAGUGUCUGCUGGACAGGAAGCGAUACGGAUUGGAGGCUAAAUUCAAUAAUAACCGCCGUAAUAGUAACAACCAGAGAAGGAAGACAAAAGCUCGCGGUAAAACGGCCGAGAAUCGACGUACUGGGGGCUUUGGUCAGCGAGGGAGAAGGUAGGCGACUGCACUUUUAUGUACCUGGAGUAAGGACUUAGUAAACAAAAUGUGUCUUUCAUCUCGUUGACUGAGGUUUCAUUCCUGCAAUAUGCAGUUGUCUGAUUAUAAUUUCACCUCAGUCACAUGUGAGAAGAGUGCUUCCAGUUUGACUCUACCAAACACUGCAGGUUUUCUCCAAGUACUUCAGUUAGUCAGUUUCCUCCUGUAGUAAAAAUAGGCUAGUAAGGGGGUCUCCCUUAUAAAUGAUAGAGGUUUUGGGACAGGUUAAAGAUAAUUCGAUAUUUCAUGGAUGUCAGUCGCACAGUAGAAGACUGCUAAUCGUUUGAAAAAUAGCCUUUGCUCAAAAUUUUGAAAUGCUAAUAACCUUGUACUACCGCAACUUAACUGGUGAUCAAUUUUAUUCUGAAGGCAGUCCUCGAAUGACGAUGACGACAAUCCCCGAGCCUUACACGAGGACAAGCCGACGACAUCGAAAUCCACAUCUUCCGGUUCACGUCAGAGCUCGUGGAGUUCAUGCCUGUCUGAUGACCUCUCCCCCCGGGACGAGUUCAGAGCUGCUCGCGACAGUGGUAGGGACUCGGAUAACGAUGCUCAUGCCCCGGUCGGACGUUCGUCGCGGGAGGAUUACAGCGAGGGUGAAAUCCCCGGUGACCAUUCUCCUGGUGAAGAAGUGAGAAUGGAGAGGAGUAAUAGUGGACUGAUCGGAGCAGAGGGUAGCCUUAGUGGAUCACGUGGUGAUCUUCAUGAGGGUACAAGUAACUUACCCAUUGAUAUCCCUAAUGAUCGAAAUUCUAUCGAAGUGCAAAAUGGCAGUCAAGAUUCCAUCCCUCAAAAUGAUGUAAAAAAUAACAUCGCUCAGAAUGUCGACAAUGAAGAUCGUAUACCUCAGAAUGACAGCGAAAAUUGUUCACCUCAAAAUGACAGUGAAAAUGGGAUAGCUCAGGAUGACGACGGUUGGAUUGAAGAUGAUGGCUGGAAUGACAGUCCAAAUCCCAGCGCUCAGAAUGACAAUGAAAAUGCUCAGAAUGACGAUCGUGAGAAACGCUAUGGCAAAUAUGGGCGAAGUGAUAGUAAAUCAAAGCGAGGUAAAAAGACAGGCAAAUCAUAUCAUGACAACAGAUCUUUAGAAGCUGAGGCUCAUUUUACUUUUGAACUCGCAAAGAAAGUUCUAAUGCUAGCAGGAGGUGUGACGCCUUCACCCAAUUCAAUAUUCGGACAAGCCGAACCGACGACCAAUGUCACUCAAUCUAUUUGUAACCGUCCUUUACAGCUUUGUGCAUUCGAGUUAGGGUUAUUUGCCUUGGGUCUGCACAAUACAACAUGCUUUAACUGGCUAUCUCGUACCUAUUCCGCACAUGUGUCGUGGAUCUCGACACAAGCCCUUGAACUAGGAAAUGCUGCUUUGAGUAUUUUACUAGAGAAGUGGGACAAACAUUUGACCCCAGCAGAGGUGGCGUCGAUUGCGGACCGUGCGUCCAAGUCGAAUGACCAGGUCACCGUACAAACAGCAGCUCAGCUCGCACUGGCCUGCCUCUCCAUGGCACAUACAUUGAACCCGGGUUACAUUCGGAGUUCGCUCGGUCAAUGUAAGGAGCGAGGCUCGGAACUAUUGGAGCAAGCUUGUAUGGCAGUGGAGUCUGCUGCCGACGGCGGUGGAGUGUAUCCCGAAGUGCUUUUCGAGGUGGCCAAACAUUGGGAGUAUUUAUAUAAGCAAACGCAACCACAGGAAACCACUGAAAGAGUUUCACCCGAGAGUGGAUCGAAUGAAGAUAACGAAGAGCGCGUGGCCCACGACACGCGCGACUCCCACAACACGCGUGACUCCCACGAGGAAUCGCACGUGCCACGUCACGCUCCCAGCCCCCAACCAGCUCCUCAACCAGUCAUCGUGAAAAUGGCCCGAAUGGGUUUCACUCCAUCCCACCACGUGCAGGCCACGCCCUACGGUUACCGUGAGAACCGAAACUACGGGCUCUUCAUCCCCCUCCCCACCCCGGAACAGUUGGUACAACAGCAAAUUUCCCAACAAGUUCAGCACUUGAUCGAAGCGUACCAAGGGGGGAGGGGACAACAACAAGUGGCGUACCAGCUGGUGAACGCUUAUCGCGUGGGCAUGCUGGCGCUAGAAAACUUAGGACGACGGCCCGUCAACGAUCAACCUAACACGAUGCUUGCAAAGAAUCCGCCUCACAAAGCCGAUAUACACUGGUUAUGUCACAUUGCCAAUAAAGUUGGUAUUGCAGAUUUGCAGAGAUUUUGUAGGGUGUGUGUCAAUUCGAUUCAUAGUCCGUUUGUUCUACACGAGCUAUCCCUUGAAGCCGCGGGGUUGUUGGCAAAGUCGAACCCGAGCCAGAUCGCAUUCCAUCUACGAUCGUCUAGCCUCAGUCCGAUGGUCCAGAAAUGUUUAAUGAAUUACGCGCAGUGUGUUCAUCAGAACUUACAAAAUCUCCCCAAGUCCGAGUACCCGGAAUUUGUAGAGCUGAUCAUGCGCGCACGAGGGGCGUACUGCAUGGCGCCGGGAGGGAUGACGCUGUUUAAUGAUCUGCUUCAGAACGUCAGACGCAGUACUGCUAAGAAGAAGGAUCUCUGGCAGAAGAUAACGACCGGUUUAGCUCACCAACAGAAGUAAUAGGAUAGCGUGAUUCAAUGCUAAAACCAAUUGUGUGAUUGAGUGAAUGACCGAGUGUCCAAAAAAGCUAUCCAAUUAGCCAUUUCCCAAAAUCCUUGGUCUAGUCGCGCGAAUCCCAUGUUGGAGGGACAAUAUGGAAAUAUGGCAGCACACAUUCAAAUUAAAUGUUCAAUGUAAAAAGGAGAUAUUUCAUUUUUGGUCGUCUAAAAAGUUGAUAUUUCAUAGUAGGUACUUCUACUCUUUCACAUAUUUGACGCCUGUCACCAUAUAUUUCGUCCCUCCAAAACGAUCCCAGAAUGCACGGUGAUCUAUUUUGGGAAAAGGCUAAUACCUGUGUUCCCGAUUUUUACGCGGCUUGAGAAUCUUAUGUGAUUUGCAAAAUAGGUUAAAGUUGAAAGCUUCCUCGAUUAUCAUGUACACAUACACUACAUUGUAGUCCAAUCUAAGACUAAGAGUGAUUUAGUAUUUAUAUUUUAUAGUUGUAUGAUUAUUAUAAGUAUAGACUAUAGUAAUAGCCUAGACAUUUCUGAAGUUUGGGAGGGGGGCGCAGUUGCCCCCCCCCCCCCUGUGUUGUACGCCUAUGUUUACUGAUCAAACUAAGCUAUAUCCACUAUCAUAUUCCAUCAGUUCCUGAAAACAUUUGAACUUUAUUCAAUUUAAAAUCCUAGUUGUAGUCUUCGACCACCUUGCAAUUUAAUCUGUGCAAAAACUCGAAGCCAGUCCCAGUUUUUAACCAAAACUUGUGUCUAAUAUACUGAAACUAGCCGUAUAGCAAACUGGUCAUUUUAUGUAAAUUUAUAGUGAUCAAUAUUAUUCAAACUUUAGGAAUGUACUGUCUUAUAGACUAUCUUAGCACCAGUUUAUUCAGAGGCGUAGCCACGGGGAAUGGGAGGUCCGGACCCCCAUCCUACUUUUCUCCAAGACCAAUUUUGUAAUUCUUUCAAAACUGAGAAGAAACUUACUGUUUUCAUCUACGACAUAAAAUAUACAAAAUCUGUGUCUUUCAGAUUAUCAUAAAACUUUUCUAAAAUACAUGAAAUAACGGUUUGCAGACCCUAAAAAUAUUUUCCGGCGGACAUGGAAAGGAAGGUCAGACCCUCGUUUACGGGUGCCUACGCCCCUGAGUUUAUUUUAUUUGCAUAUCAUGACCAUUUGCCUGUUUCGCUACUACCACUGCUAUACCCAACAUAUCCAGGUUUUUUAGAGAAUAUAUUAUGUGUGGCAUAUCAAAAUUCAAAGUUGUAUUCAGGACUUAUGAUGCAUAAACUGCAGUCUACAUUUCUGCACAGAAUUCUCAACGUCUUUUGUGCUAAUGCGUCUAAUAUUAUCUUCAGUAACUUUUGAUAGAUCUCCAUAGUCAUCAUCACUAAAAGAUAGAAUAAAAUACUUAAAUACAACAGACAUUAUUA
Molecule: messenger RNA, 9783 nt
Organism: Paramuricea clavata
Lineage: Eukaryota; Metazoa; Cnidaria; Anthozoa; Malacalcyonacea; Plexauridae
Source: the annotation of a GenBank genome assembly